UCGGAGGAUGCCCGGGCUGCAGUUGUAUAUGGUCAUGGCAGGGGCAUUCCUGGGAGUCCAGCAGAGUGACGCCGAGCUUUUUAAACCCCUGCUCCACUCCUCCUCCACCCUCAGUCCCGACUCUCUCCAGGCCGCCACGCCGCCGCCUGCGCGUCUUUACCCGGACACAGGAGCGAGUCUGUCCGGAGGAAAAAAAACGCAUCAACUUCUUUUCUCUUCGUUUUCUUUCUUCUUCUGUUACUCUCCUCCUUCACAUUUGGUUCCCGCAGGAGCCCGCACUGGAUUAACGGACUCUGGAUCCGCUGUGUGACCGGAGCGCAUGCGUUCCGUCUGUGCGCAAACUUUGCUGAAGUGUGUCACUCCCAGCAGGCUUGGCACUGCGCCUGCCGCUCCUCUCUCUCUCUCUCUCUCCUCUUUUUUCUGCCUUUUCCUCUCUUCCCACUCUGCUUUGUGCUAUAAAAGGGGGGCACCAUGAUGAGCAACAGCAGCUACUUGGAGCCGCCGCAGUUCUACCAGAGCACCGCGGACAUCGGCGAGGAGGAGGAGGAGAUGCCGGCCACCGAGAAGGACCUGGCCGAGGACGCUCCGUGGAAGAAGAUCCAGCAGAACACCUUCACCAGGUGGUGCAACGAGCACCUCAAGUGCAUGAACAAGCGGAUCAACGACCUGCAGAAGGACCUGAGCGACGGGCUGAAGCUGAUCGGGCUGCUGGAGGUGCUGAGCCAGAAGAAGAUGUACAGGAAGUAUCACUCCAGACCGAACUUCAGACAGAUGAAGCUGGAGAAUGUUUCCGUCGCUCUGGAGUUCCUGGAGAGGGAACACAUCAGACUGGUUUCCAUCGACUCUAAAGCCAUCGUGGACGGGAACCUGAAGCUGAUCCUGGGUCUCAUCUGGACCCUGAUCCUGCACUACUCCAUCUCCAUGCCCAUGUGGGAGGACGAGGACGACGAAGACGCCAAGAAACUGACCCCCAAACAGCGUCUGCUGGGCUGGAUCCAGAACAAAGUGCCCCAGCUCCCCAUCACCAACUUCCACCGAGACUGGAGGGACGGCAAGGCACUGGGAGCUCUGGUGGACAACUGCGCCCCUGGUCUUUGUCCAGACUGGGAAACAUGGGAUCCCAGUCAGCCGGUGGAGAACGCCAGAGAGGCCAUGCAGCAGGCUGACGACUGGCUCGGAGUGCCACAGGUGAUCGCUCCAGAGGAGAUCGUUGAUCCUAACGUGGACGAGCACUCUGUGAUGACCUACCUGUCUCAGUUCCCCAAAUCGAAACUGAAGCCCGGUGCCCCCCUGAGGGCGAAGACGCUGCACCCGAAGAGGGCCAAAGCCUAUGGACCAGGUAUUGAGCCUCGAGGUAAUGUGGUUCUGAAACCAGCAGAGUUUCUGGUGGAGACGGUGGAGGCCGGACUGGGUGAAGUCCUGGUUUAUGUGGAAGAUCCAGAGGGACACACAGAGGAGGCCCGAGUGAUCCCCAACAAUGACAAGAACAGAACCUACUCUGUGGUCUACCUGCCCAAAGUGGAGGGGCUUCAUAAAGUGAAGGUGCUGUUUGCUGGGCAGGACAUCGACAGAAGUCCCUUCUUGGUGAAUGUUUCGAAGGCCAUGGGCGACCCAAGCAGAGUUCAGGCCCGCGGGCCGGGACUGCAGUCGACGGGAAAUGUGGCCAACAAACCUACAUACUUUGACAUUUACACUGCAGGGGCGGGUGCUGGAGAUGUAGGCGUUAUUAUUGUGGAUUCAAACGGUCGGAGGGAUACAGUGGAGAUUGUCUUGGAGAACAAAGGCGACAGUAUUUUCCGCUGCACCUAUGUUCCCGUCCUGGAGGGACCUCACACUGUCUAUGUGACCUUUGCUGGGCAGCAGAUUCCCAGAAGCCCUUUCACUGUCCAGAUCUCAGAGGUUUCACAGAGCGUCCCACCUCCGGGGUCUCCGGUGCAGAUUGUACCUCAGUGCACACGCACCCCACCCUCAGACAAGACAAGGAGAGGCCCCCCUCCAACACCGCCCAAACCCAGGCGACCAACUUGUAACCCGAACGCCUGCCGGGCGUCGGGCAGAGGUCUGCAGCCGAAGGGUCUGAGGGUGAAAGAAGUGGCAGAUUUUAAAGUUUACACUAAAGGAGCCGGCAGCGGAGAACUCAAAGUCACCGUGAAGGGACCAAAGGGCCUGGAGGAGCCGGUGAAGGUUCUUGAGAUGGAAAACGGUAUGUUUGAGUGUAAUUAUUACCCCAUCAUGACAGGAAAAUACAUCGUAACCAUCACCUGGGGAGGACACAGCAUCCCACGCAGUCCAUUCGAGGUUCAGGUGAGUGAGGAGGCGGGGCCUCAGAAGGUGAGGGCCUGGGGUCCAGGUCUGGAGACCGGCAUGGUGGGGAAGAGUGCUGACUUUGUGGUGGAGGCCAUCGGCACGGAGGUGGGAACACUCGGUUUCUCCAUCGAGGGUCCGUCUCAGGCGAAGAUCGAGUGUGAUGAUAAAGGUGACGGGUCAUGUGAUGUUCGUUACUGGCCGACUGAGCCGGGCGACUACGCUGUGCACGUCAUAUGUGACGACGAGGACAUCAAGGACAGUCCCUUCAUGGCUCACAUCCUCCCUGCUGCCAGUGACGUCUUCCCAGAAAACGUGAAAUGUUACGGUCCAGGUCUGGAGCCGCUGGGCUGCAUCGUCAACAAACCCGCUGAUUUCACCAUCGAUACCCACGAAGCCGGCAGAGGAGAGCUGAAGCUCUACGCUCAGGAUGCAGAGGGUUUCCCCAUCGACAUACAGAUCACAGAUAACGGAGACAGCACCUACUUCUGUGUUUACAUUCCCACAAAACCCAUCAAACACACCAUCAUCAUCACCUGGGGCGAAGUCAACGUUCCCAACAGCCCCUUCAGGGUGACGAUAGGAGAAGGCAGCCAUCCAGAGAACGUGAAGGUUUACGGUCCAGGUGUGGAGAAGACGGGACUGAAGGCCAACGAGCCGACGUACUUCACUGUGGACUGCAGCGAGGCCGGACAGGGUGAUGUCAGCAUUGGGAUCAAGUGUGCUCCAGGUGUGGUCGGUCCCGCAGAGGCCGACAUCGACUUUGACAUCAUCAAGAACGACAACGACACGUUCACAGUGAAGUACACGCCUCCGGGUGCCGGUCAGUACACCAUCAUGGUGCUGUUCGCUGAUCAGGAAAUUCCCAUCAGCCCCUUCAGAAUAAAGGUGGAUCCUUCCCAUGAUGCAGCUAAAGUCCGAGCAGAAGGACCCGGACUCAACAGGACAGGAGUUGAAGUGGGUAAACCGACUCACUUCACCAUUUACACAAAGGGAGCCGGUAAAGCCCAACCUGAGGUUCAUUUCACCGGAGCGGCUAAAGGUGAAGCUGUCAGAGACUUCGAGAUCAUCGACAACCACGACUACUCGUACACCGUCCGCUACACCGCGGUCCAGCAGGGGAACAUGUCCGUCACUGUGUGUCACGGAGGAGACCCCAUCCCUAAAAGUCCAUUUAACAUCAGUGUGGCCCCCCCGCUGGACCUCAGCAAGGUCAAAGUUCAGGGUUUGAACAACAAGGUGGAUGUUGGGAAGGACGAGGAGUUCACCGUCAGCACUCAGGGUGCCGGAGGUCAGGGCCAACUGGACGUCAAGAUCACCUCACCGUCACGUCGACCAAUCCCCUGCAAGCUGGAGUCGGGCACAGCCAAUGAGAUGCACACAGUGAAGUACAUUCCCCCCGAGGAAGGACCGUACAGAGUGGACAUCAGCUACGACGGAAACCCUGUACCAGGAAGUCCGUUCACUGUGGAGGGCGUCAUGCCCCCCGACCCUUCAAAGGUUCGAGCCUAUGGUCCAGGUCUUCAGGGUGGUGUUGUUGGUAAACCGGCCCCCUUUGCCAUUGACACAAAGGGAGCCGGUACCGGUGGUCUGGGCCUGACGGUGGAGGGACCCUGUGAGGCCAAGAUUGAAUGCCAGGACAACGGUGAUGGAUCCUGCUCCGUGUCCUACCUGCCCACAGAGCCCGGCGAGUACGCCAUCAACAUCCUGUUUGCAGACCAGCACAUCCCCGGGUCCCCCUUCAAGGCCAUGGUCCAGUCUGCGUUUGACCCCAGCAAGGUGACGGCCAGCGGCCCCGGCCUGGAGCGAGGGAAAGUCAACGAGGACGGAUCCUUCACAGUGGACUGCUCUAAAGCCGGAGAGGCCGAGCUCACCAUCGAGAUCAUCUCCGACUCCGGAGCCAAAGCUGAAGUUCACGUCCAGAACAACCGGGACGGGACCUACUCCAUCACCUACAUCCCCCAGUUCCACGGCAUGUACACCAUCACCAUCAAAUAUGGAGGACACGCAGCGCCGAAGUUCCCCGCCCGACUACAGGUGGACCCAGCGGUCGACACCAGCGGGGUGAAGGUCUACGGACCAGGAGUGGAACCCAGAGGCGUCCUGAGGGAAGUGACCACCCAUUUCAUAGUGGACGCCCGGGCCCACUACAAGAGCGGCGGCAGCCAUAUCAAAGCUUGCGUCUCCAAUCCAUCUGGCGCCAACACGGACACCUACAUCACCGACAAAGGAGACGGGACCUACAGAGUGGAGUACACACCCUACGAGGACGGUUUGCAUCUGAUUGAAGUUUUGUUUGACGAGAUCUCGGUUCCUAAGAGUCCAUUCAGGGUGUCGGUGACUGAAGGUUGUGAUCCCAGUCGAGUCCGAGCCUACGGUCCAGGCCUGGAGGAAGGACUGGUUAACAAACCAAACCGCUUCACUGUCGAGACCAGAGGUGCUGGCACCGGAGGUCUUGGCCUGGCCAUUGAGGGUCCAUCUGAGGCAAAGAUGUCGUGUAAGGACAACAAAGAUGGUAGCUGCAGUGUGGAGUACAUCCCCUUCACUCCUGGAGAGUACGAUGUCAACAUCACCUUCGGAGGCCUGCCUAUCCCAGGGAGCCCAUUUCGGGUUCCAGUGCGAGAGCUGGUGGAUCCCAGUAAAGUGAAGUGUUCAGGUCCCGGCCUGGGAAGUGGAGUCCGAGCCCACGUCCCUCAGACCUUCACUGUAGACAGCAGCAAGGCUGGGGUGGCCCCCCUGGAGGUCCAGCUGUAUGGGCCCACAGGUGUGGCCGAGCCAAUCAGCAUCACCGACAAUAACGACGGUACUCACACAGUCAACUACACUCCUGCCAACGACGGCCCGUACACGGUGUGUGUGAAGUACGCCGACCAGGAGGUCCCUCGCAGUCCUUUUAAGAUCAAGACUCUACCGGCUCAUGACGCCAGUAAAGUUCGAGCCAGCGGUCCAGGUCUGAAUGCAUCCGGAGUUCCAGCCAGUCUGCCGGUUGAGUUCACCAUCGAUGCCAGAGACGCCGGAGAGGGACUGCUCACUGUUCAGAUACUGGAUCCGGAGGGAAAACCCAAGAAGGCGAACAUCCGAGACAACAGAGACGGGACGUACACGGUGUCCUACGUACCGGACAUGACGGGACGUUACACCAUCACCAUCAAAUACGGAGGAGACGAGAUCCCAUACUCACCGUACCGCAUCCACGCCCUGCCCACCGGAGACGCCAGCAAGUGUCUGGUCACAGUGUCAAUCGGAGGGCACGGACUGGGAUCAGGUAUCGGCCCGACCAUCCAGAUCGGAGAGGAGACGGUCAUCACCGUAGAUGCAAAGGCUGCUGGGAAAGGUAAAGUCACCUGUAAGGUGUCGACUCCUGACGGAGCGGAGCUGGACGUGGACGUGGUCGAGAACGCUGACGGGACGUUUGAUAUUUACUACACGGCUCCGGAGCCCGGGAAGUACGUCAUCACUAUCCGGUUUGGAGGGGAGAACAUUCCCAACAGCCCCUUCCACGUGGUGGCGAGCGAUACCGUCCCAAUAAUAGAGGAACCAUGUGACAAGCUCCAGUUACAGCAGCCCUACACUCCCUAUGUGGGCUUCUCCCCUCGAUGGGCCACCGAUGAUCCCAUCAGCCCCGUGGACGGGAUGGAGCCCAUGCUCCGCCCCUUCAGUCUGGUCAUUCCCUUCACUGUGCAGAAAGGAGAGAUCACAGGUGAAGUGCGAAUGCCGUCGGGUCGAACCGCCUGUCCUCACAUCACCGACAACAAGGACGGCACGGUCACUGUGAAGUACUCCCCGACAGAACGAGGCCUGCACGAGAUGGACAUCAAAUAUGAUGGAAACCAUAUCCCAGGAAGUCCACUCCAGUUCUACGUUGAUGCCAUUAACAGUGGUCAUGUGACGGCGUACGGCCCUGGUCUGAGCCACGGCACGGUGAACAGACCGGCCACCUUCACUAUCGUUACUAAAGACGCUGGAGAAGGUGGUCUGUCUCUGGCUGUUGAAGGUCCGUCUAAAGCAGAGAUCAGCUGUAAAGACAACAAAGACGGGACCUGUACUGUGUCCUACCUGCCCACCGCACCUGGAGACUACAACAUCAUCGUCAAGUUUGAUGACAAACACAUCGCUGGCAGCCCCUUCACCGCCAAGAUCACUGGUGAUGAGUCCAUGAGGACGUCUCAGCUUAACGUUGGCACGGCAACAGAUGUUUCCUUAAAAAUCACAGAGACGGACCUGAGCAGUCUGACUGCGAGCAUCAGAGCGCCAUCUGGAAACGAGGAGCCGUGUCUGCUGAAGAGGCUGCCCAACAGACACAUCGGGAUCUCGUUCACACCAAAGGAAGUAGGCGAACACGUGGUGAGUGUGAAGAAGAACGGGAAACAUGUGACCAACAGUCCCUUUAAGAUCAUGGUGGGUCAGUCGGAGAUCGGAGACGCCAGUAAGGUGAAGGUUUACGGUCAGGGGCUGGUGGAGGGACACACCUUCGAGGUGGCCGAGUUCAUCGUCGACACAAGGAACGCAGGUUAUGGAGGUCUGGGUCUGUCCAUCGAGGGUCCCAGUAAGGUGGACAUUAACUGUGAGGACGUGGAGGACGGGACGUGUAAAGUCACUUACUGUCCAACUGAACCUGGAAACUACAUCAUCAACAUCAAGUUCGCUGACCAACACGUCCCAGGAAGUCCGUUCACAGUGAAGGUGUUUGGUGAGGGCCGGAUGAAGGAGAGCAUCACCAGGAAACGUCAGGCUCCCUCCAUCGCUACUGUGGGCAGCACCUGCGACCUCAACCUCAAAAUACCAGGGAACUGGUUUCACAUGGUUUCGGCUCAGGAGCGUCUGACUCGGACGUUCACUCGCAGCAGUCACACCUACACUCGGACCGAGCGGACGGAGAUCAGUAAGACUCGAGCAGGAGAGACGAAGAGGGAGGUCCGUGUGGAGGAGAGCACUCAGGUGGGAGGAGAGCCGUUCAGAGACGUGUUCGGAGACUUCCUGGGACGUGAGAAUCUGAGCGGAUUCAACGGGAUGCCGGCCGGCAGCCGACCGCCGCUGCAGGACGGUGAGACAAGUAACCAGGAGAUGACGGCUCAGGUGACGAGUCCUGGAGGAAAGACGGAGGACGCAGAGAUCAUUAAAGGAGAGGACAGCACCUACAGCGUCCGCUUCAUCCCCCAGGAGAUGGGAGCUCACACUGUUAACGUUAAAUAUCGGGGCCAACACGUCCCCGGGAGCCCCUUCCAGUUCACUGUGGGGCCCCUGGGAGAGGGAGGGGCCCACAAGGUCCGAGCAGGGGGAACCGGGCUGGACCGAGGAGUGGCAGGGAUCCCAGCUGAGUUCAGUAUCUGGACCAGAGAGGCCGGAGCUGGAGGUCUGUCCAUCGCUGUGGAGGGACCAAGCAAGGCCGAGAUCACCUUUGAAGACAGGAAGGAUGGAUCCUGUGGAGUCGCCUACAUAGUUCAGGAGCCUGGUGACUAUGAGGUUUCCAUUAAGUUCAACGAUGAACACAUCCCAGACUCUCCGUUCAUCGUCCCCAUCGCCACUCUGUCUGAUGACGCUCGCCGCCUCACCAUCACCAGCCUGCAGGAGAUGGCACUGAAAGUUGGGCAGGAGGCCUCCUUUGCUGUACAGCUGAAUGGAGCCAGAGGGCUGAUCGAUGCUAAGAUCCACACACCAUCAGGAGCCAUAGAGGAGUGCUACAUCACUGAGCUGGACAGCGACCAGCAUGCUAUCAGGUUCAUCCCGAGGGAAAAUGGAGUUCAUUCUAUCGACGUUCGUUUCAAUGGCAGCCAUGUUCCCGGCAGUCCCUUCAAGAUCCGAGUGGGAGAACCAGGCCAGGUCGGAGAUCCCGGCAUGGUGUCUGCCUUCGGACCGGGGCUGGAGGGAGGAACCACAGGCGUGGCGUCAGAGUUUAUUGUGAACACGUGUAAUGCCGGCUCAGGAGCUCUGUCAGUGACCAUCGACGGGCCAUCGAAGGUGAAGAUGGACUGUCAGGACUGUCCUGAGGGCUACAAGGUCUCCUACACACCCAUGGCUCCCGGACACUACCUGAUCGCCAUCAAGUACGGAGGACCCCAGCACAUCGUAGGCAGCCCCUUCAAGGCCAAAGUCUCAGGACCUCGUCUGUCCGGUGGCCACAGUCUGCAUGAGACAUCGUCUGUUCUUGUGGAAACUGUCACCAAGUCAUCAGCGAUGGGAGGGGCCUUCGCCUCCUUACCCAAAUUCUCCUCAGACGCCAGUAAAGUCAUCUCCAGAGGCGCUGGCCUAUCGAAGGCCUUCGUAGGUCAGAAGAACACGUUCACAGUCGACUGCAGCAAAGCAGGCACCAACAUGUUGAUGGUGGGCGUUCACGGGCCGAAGACGCCCUGUGAGGAGGUGUAUGUCAAACACAUGGGCAACAGGAUGUACAAUGUCACGUACACGGUCAAAGAACAAGGCAGCUACAUCCUCAUCGUCAAAUGGGGGGACGAGAACGUCCCCGGCAGUCCCUUCCACGUCACUGUCCCUUAAAACUGAACUCUUCUUCUCUAUGUCCGUCCCUCUGCUGCAGCUCCUCAGCUUCCUUGCUCUCCUCAUCCUGAUGCACUGAAGACACAAAGACUAUUCACUUCCUGUUUAAGCAGACAGUUUUCACGCUCUGUGCCACAUUUUUCAUUCAUUUCAUUCUCUUUCUUGUGUCUCUCGGAGACACUCGCCACCUGCAACGACAACAGUUCAGUCAGAGCCCUGUCACACCAGCAUUUAUAUCAGUUCAACUUUGAAACAUGCUAAUUUCAGCCGUUGGCCAAUUGCAAACUGUCUUGACAGUGCUGACCUUCGAAGGAAGGGAGAAUCAGACAGUCCAAAAGUUAGUUAAUAUCAGACGAUAUUAUCAAGAUAUUAUCAUUUUAGCACAAGAUGCUAACUAGGGCAAACAAGACAUUAACUUGUGCACAAUAUCUAGUAUCUUGUUCACACAAGUUAGUAUCUUGUUUGAGUUAUUAGUUAUUAUCUUGUUCGUACGAGAUACAAACAUCAGAUAUUUCUGGAUUUUUCAAAAACUGUGGAUUCAAAAUUUUGUAAAUUCCCGAGUUUUUUGUACUUACCUCUCAAAGUAGGAUUGUGCAACCGGGAACAGAAGCAACUUGUUUCAUGUCUUGUCUGGUCAAACCUGUGUGUUGUAAAGGUGUCUUCCCACAAAGCUGCAGAAAGCUGAAGUGAUAACGGAGGAUCAGGAGCUGUGACUUUAUUUCAAGAAAAAAAAAAGCUCUUGCUUUUGAUUUUAUUUAUUCUCAGACCUUUUUUCCCCUCGUUUGAUUUUCUUUGACAGAAAAUGGUCUUAUUGUAGAGAGAGAGCAGGUGAUGAGGUUGAUCUCUCCUGAAUUAUCUGUUCAGAGAAAGACAGAUGUCAUGACUUAGACUUUUUUUUACCACAGGAAGGAGUGCGGUGAAACAAUCUGUUUAUUUUGUGAAUGUUAAAAACACACAGGUGAUGUUGCAAUGACACAAUAUUACAGAGUGACAUUUUAUAGUGAUUUUGUAUGUAUCAAAAAUGGAUGAAUGAAAUAAAUUUGAACUGUUUGAUAUGUUAACCUUCAAUCUGGCAAGAUUGUGCAGGCAUAAUAAAAGUGUAUUCGCUAACUUGCCACAAAGA
Siniperca chuatsi (mandarin fish) is the source of this 9919-nucleotide messenger RNA. Its product is annotated as filamin-C-like. Bases 472 to 8796 code for a protein of 2774 amino acids. Gene Ontology annotation, biological process: actin cytoskeleton organization. The transcript is spliced from 49 exons. The record is from RefSeq and is a predicted model, not a curated record. Gene Ontology annotation, molecular function: actin filament binding. Lineage: Eukaryota; Metazoa; Chordata; Actinopteri; Centrarchiformes; Sinipercidae.